Chlorocebus sabaeus (green monkey) is the source of this 2673-nucleotide messenger RNA. It is a transcript of the gene POU2F3, whose product is annotated as POU class 2 homeobox 3. Gene Ontology annotation, biological process: regulation of transcription by RNA polymerase II. Lineage: Eukaryota; Metazoa; Chordata; Mammalia; Primates; Cercopithecidae. Gene Ontology annotation, cellular component: nucleus. Gene Ontology annotation, molecular function: RNA polymerase II cis-regulatory region sequence-specific DNA binding; DNA-binding transcription factor activity, RNA polymerase II-specific. The record is from RefSeq and is a predicted model, not a curated record.
GAUCCAGCACUGACACUCUCCUCUUGCUUCCACUUGCAGAUUAAAACCGAAGAUCUCAGUGACUCCCUGCAGCAGACCCUCUCCCAUCGGCCAUGCCACCUGAGUCAAGGACCUGCCAUGAUGUCCGGAAACCAAAUGUCUGGGGACAUGGCUUCCCUCCAUCCGCUCCAGCAGCUUGUGCUGGUUCCCGGCCACUUACAGUCUGUAUCCCAGUUCCUGCUAUCUCAGACCCAGCCUGGGCAACAAGGUCUGCAGCCAAAUCUCCUCCCCUUUCCACAGCAACAAAGCAGCCUCCUCCUCCCACAGACUGGGCCAGGACUGACAUCCCAGGCAGUUGGGCGCCCUGGGCCGCCAGGAUCCUCUUUAGAACCCCACCUGGAAGCAUCCCAGCAUCUCCCGGUGCCCAAGCAUCUACCCAGCUCUGGAGGGGCCGAUGAGCCCAGUGACCUCGAGGAACUGGAGAAGUUUGCCAAGACCUUCAAGCAGAGGCGCAUUAAGCUGGGCUUCACACAGGGAGAUGUGGGGCUGGCGAUGGGAAAGCUGUAUGGCAACGACUUCAGCCAGACCACCAUCUCGCGAUUUGAGGCCCUCAACCUGAGCUUCAAGAACAUGUGCAAGCUCAAGCCCCUGCUGGAGAAGUGGCUGAAUGAUGCAGAGUCCUCUCCGUCAGACCCCUCAGUGAGCACGCCCAGCUCCUACCCCAGCCUCAGUGAAGUAUUUGGAAGGAAGAGAAAGAAACGGACCAGCAUCGAGACCAACAUCCGCCUGACUCUGGAGAAGAGGUUUCAAGAUAACCCAAAACCCAGCUCGGAGGAGAUCUCCAUGAUUGCAGAGCAGUUGUCCAUGGAGAAGGAGGUGGUGAGAGUCUGGUUCUGCAACCGACGCCAAAAGGAGAAGCGAAUCAACUGCCCUGUGGCCACACCCAUCAAACCACCUGUCUACAAUUCCCGGCUGGUAUCUCCCUCAGGGUCUCUGGGUCCCCUCUCUGUCCCUCCUGUCCACAGUACCAUGCCUGGAACAGUAACGUCAUCCUGUUCCCCUGGGAACAACAGCAGGCCUUCAUCUCCUGGCUCAGGACUCCACGCCAGCAGUCCCACUGCAUCUCAAAAUAACUCCAAAGCAUCAGUGAACUCCGCCUCCAGUUUUAACUCUUCAGGAUCUUGGUACCGAUGGAAUCAUCCCACCUACCUCCACUGAAACCAAAAAGUUUCUCCAACUCCACUGGGCCCUGUAUUGUGCCUGGAAGGAAGGGAAUCAUGCCUUCUAUAUACAGACAGAUUGCUUUCUGAAGAGUGCAAGAAAAUCCCCACUAUCAAUGAAUCCAGACUCUUGCCUUCUUCAGGAGCAAGGGCCUCCGAAGAUCCAAACUGUGAUUGAACCAAGUGCAGACUCCCAUUGCUCUUGAAAUAUAUAGCCCUUCCUAGGAGCUUACCGUUUUCACCUUCCUUGCCUAUGCCCUUGCCUUCUAGUUCCAAGUAUUUUAAUCAGCUUCACUGUGGCAAUGGUCUUUCCGAGAAAAGACUCCUUGCUGUUAAUCUCCAACUCAUCUGUGGGCUUCUGGGGACAACCAUUUGGCUGGAGUGCCAAACACCAGAAGGGGAGAUAAUAGUUUUGACUCUGAACUUGGCCACAAUCCCUGAACUGAUCCCAAAAUCUGUGAAAAGAUUUGAAUCUGAUAUCUCCACCAAAGCCUUGAUAUUUUCUCUGUACAGCUAAGUUUUUGGACGGAAUCUUCAUCUCACCCCAUUUUCUUUUUAACCUCACCCCCUUUUCUACAACCAAAUCCGUUCAUUAUUGCGCCCUUCAGGUCCCCUCCUUUUUGCAGAAGGCGUAAAAGAGCUGCCCUUGGUGGGUGCUCUGGACAUGUUGCGCUGCCCACUGGUGCCCUUCUGUCUGUCCACGUCUGCCUAGGGCUCAGGAGUGCCUGUUCUUUCCCUCCCUCUCUGUGUUUCUCUUUAUCCUGUCCCCUCUCCUUUCUCCUGGUGGCAGAAAAGGAAGAAUACAAGAGCAAACACACAAUAAUGACGGUGGCAAAGUACCUGUAUAUAGCCCUUUCCCAUUUUUUGCAUUAUGUUCUUAACUCCUUAAUGUGGAAUUUUCCAGCAAAACGUUUAACUCAGGUGUGAUUUUUGAAAAUGUCUCUGUAAUAUUUUAUCUUCUUUAAAAAAAAGGGGGGGAAAAUACCAAAGUGUGAAAUACUGUGCUAGUUUCCAGAGUUCCCAUAUGAGUUGGGAACCUUUUUUUUUUUUUUUUUUUUUUUGGAGACAGAGUCUCGCUCCCACCCAGGCUGGAGUGUAGUGGUGUGAUCUCGGCUCACUGCAAACUCUGCCUCCUGGGUUCAAGUGAUUCUCCUGCCUCAGCCUCCCAAGUAGCUGGGAUUACAGGCGCCCACCAGCACGCCCAGCUAAUUUUUGUAUUUUUAGUAGAGAUGGGGUUUCACCAUGUUGGUCAGGCUGGUCUGAACUCCUGACCUCCUGAUCUACCCACUUUGGCCUCCCAAAGUGCUGGGAUUAUAGGUGUGAGCCACCAUGCCCUGCCUGGUCUGGGAAUCUUUGUUGACUUCUUUGGGAACAUUAUGUCUAGAGUCUCCUUUUUUGUGGGCCAGUGUGUAGAGAUGUAACAUGAAGCCAUUCCAGAAAUGGUAACUUAAUAAAAAAGAAAAAAAAAAAGACA